CACGACUACCUUGGGUAGGCAAUGAUGGCUUGCUCGGUCGGUCCGCAACACAGUAACCUAGAGCGUUCAACUAGGGUGCGUUUCUGGCAGUUUGUUGAACUCGAUACGUGGUGAGCAGUUGCAAGUAGAAGCGAUGGAUGAUCGACCGUAUCCACCCUACUCCGAUCGUGGGGUUGGCUUCGGCUUACUGGGUCGACCGUUCAGACGUUUAACCCAAUGAGAUGCACUUAGCUCCACAUCCCGCUGCGGGGUCUCGCUUAGAUCCACUUACUGCAGCACAUCGAUGCCCCACCCAAGCUUCCCGCCUGACACCUCAAACUGCCUCGACUACCCCCAAAACAGAAUAAAGGCAAGACAUGGGUUCCAAGUUCCAUGUCCACAGAUCGAGCUUCUCUUCAGUACCUGUCGGUUUUGCAUAUUCAGCAGCAACUUAACUUUGACCUCACCACUACGACUUCUACCAUGGACGCUCACAUCUCGGAUCAAGGCUCCUGGAAGGGCAAGGCCACGGACAAUGGCCCCUCCAACGGCGGCUUCCGGUCCCAGCAGGCCAUGAAAGUCGAGCCACCACGCCUAGAAGACCUCCAGAAGUCCUAUGCAAGCGUUCUUGAGGAUCCUCGCAGCCCCGGCUGGUACGCCACGAUGAUUAGCAGUCUGGGCGAGUUCAUCGGCACCCUGGGCGCCAUCCCCUUCUGCGUUUGCUUCCCAAACCCCUUCAAAGAGGUCGACCAGGGCCACGUCGGGCUGAUCACCAAGUUCGGCCGCUUUUACAAGGCUGUCGACCCGGGUCUGACUAAGGUCAACCCCUUGAGUGAGAGACUCACCUCUGUCGAUAUCAGGAUUCAAAUCGUUGAAGUUCCGAAGCAGACCUGCAUCACCCGGGACAACGUGACCGUAAUCUUGACAAGCGUCAUCUACUACCACAUCGUCUCGCCUCACAAGGCCGCCUUUGGCAUAUCAAACAUCCGCCAAGCUCUCAUCGAGCGCACCCAGACCACGCUCCGCCACGUCGUGGGUGCGCGUGUGCUCCAGGAUGUCAUUGAGCGCCGCGAGGAGGUCGCCCAGAGCAUCGGCGAGAUUAUCGAGGACGUUGCAACCGGCUGGGGCGUGCAGGUGGAGAGCAUGCUCAUCAAAGACAUCAUCUUCAGCCAGGAGCUGCAGGAGUCGCUCUCCAUGGCCGCCCAAAGCAAGCGGAUCGGGGAGAGCAAGAUCAUUGCCGCCAAGGCUGAGGUCGAAGCAGCCAAACUCAUGCGCCAGGCGGCCGACAUCCUGUCUUCGGCGCCCGCCAUGCAGAUUCGCUAUCUCGAGGCCAUGCAGGCUAUGGCCAAGAGCGCCAACAGCAAGGUCAUCUUCCUUCCCGCCGCCAACCAGACGAUGCCCGGGUCUGCGGCUUUCAAUGCCACAGUUACCAACGGAGCUAACAGCAACCCGUUUGACGAGGGCGGCUCGGCGUCUGCUGGACACCAUGACUCGGGACACGACUCGGGUUUUCAGCAGGCCCUGAACGCUAGGGUUAUUGAGAACAUCUAAGCUUUCUGUUCCCUCGCUUGUGGGCACGGAUGGCAGGACGGUCUCUGAACCCAACCAGGUCGGCUACAGGUGCAACGCAGUUGACAUGAGUUUCCACGGGUUAUGAUCUCGCCUCAGAGCUAUUUAUGUUUAAUCGCUUCUUUUUACGUUCAACGAGCGGCUUUCUAGCUGAAGUGGGACGACGGACGGUUUUCAUUUCGUCCCUUAAUGUCACACGACGACGACGAUGUCGCCCAAACGGUAAUGAGGUUUUGCUCUUGGCAGUCCAACACUGUAGGGAUAUAGGAAUUGCGGAUGAACUCGGCGGAUGGACCCCGUUUAGGCGUUGGUGGGAUUGUAUAUGACAGGAUUCUGGAAGGGCAUUUGUCGACUUUGCUUUCCAUUUAGUAGUGUUUGUACGAUCUGACGCUAGUCUCAAUGAUAUCACUG
Molecule: messenger RNA, 1959 nt
Organism: Parathielavia appendiculata
Lineage: Eukaryota; Fungi; Ascomycota; Sordariomycetes; Sordariales; Chaetomiaceae
Exons: 4
Coding region: 373-1530 (385 amino acids)
Cellular component (GO): plasma membrane
Source: RefSeq, a predicted model, not a curated record